Molecule: messenger RNA, 544 nt
Organism: Acytostelium subglobosum LB1
Lineage: Eukaryota; Evosea; Eumycetozoa; Acytosteliales; Acytosteliaceae
Exons: 1
Source: RefSeq, a predicted model, not a curated record
UAUAAUGGGCGACCGUAUGGCAACGGAAGUUCAAGCAACAACAGGUCAAACAGCAAAUGGAUACAAGGAUCAACAGCCAUACCCAAUUGAUGAUCCUUUGAACAAACUACCAAUCAUGAACAAUCAAUACCCUACUCCUCCUCCUCUUUACAACUACCGAGCACAGCCACAGCCACAGCUACAGAUACAGCCACAGCUUCAGCCACAGCCACAGCAACCUUAUAUAAAUGUAAAACAACAAACAAACUAUAUACCUGUAAAGCAACAACUACAUCAACAACAACAACAGCCACAACCUUAUGGAGCACCGUACUCAAACACAUCAGGUCUGGGGUAUCAACCGCAGCCCUUUGUAGGACAACAACAGCAUCAGCCUCAGCAGUAUCCUUACUUCAAUACCAGUAUGUUUGAUCAACAACAGCAACAACUAUUACAACAACAACAUCAGUCUCCAACAUCGAGAAGGGCGCAUCAAGCCUAUGGAAGUGGUGGUAAUGGUGGUAAUGUGGACUCUACAUCAUCACAGCCACAGCCACAGUCAUGA